Messenger RNA from Arctia plantaginis, 1638 nucleotides. Lineage: Eukaryota; Metazoa; Arthropoda; Insecta; Lepidoptera; Erebidae. The record is from the annotation of a GenBank genome assembly.
AUGGCGGAAGGCGACGUGCCUUUAGUCAAAAGUUUUAGCGGUAGUGAAAUUGAAUUUGGCGCGAAUGGGACCAAAAUGACAAGAGCUAAUUCGAGGAUGUCAACCCUGCUGUUCUGGCAGGGAAAGGGCAAGGCGAAUGGCGCCCCCAAUGGUAGAAAUUGGUUACAUGCGCCCGACGCUCUCGUUAAAGGACACGUUGCUUACCCAGUGAAGUUCCUCGGCUGUACACAAGUGGAACAGCCCAAGGGCAUAGAAGUCGUGAAGGAUGCUAUAAAAAAGCUGCAGUUCACACAGCAACUGAAGAAGUCAGAGGCCAAAGACGGUGCUAAGUGUAAGAAGGUGGAGAUUACGAUAUCCGUGGAUGGAGUAGCGAUACAGGAGCCAAAAACGAAUAACAUCCUCUACCAGUUCCCGCUGCACCGGAUAUCGUACUGCGCGGACGACAAGGGUGCAAAGAAAUACUUCUCUUUUAUCGCUAAAGGGGGCAGCACCGUCAACAAUGUCAAUGGCCACGAUGGCAACAUGGAUAAGCAUGAGUGCUUCGUGUUUAUUUCAUCGAAGUUAGCUUCGGAAAUCACGCUUACAAUUGGGCAAGCAUUCGACUUGGCAUAUAGGCGGUUCUUGAACGACAAUGGCAAAUACAUCGAGAUGCAGAAGAUGCAGCUACAGAACAAGAAACUGGAGAUACAGAUGAAUACUUACAAAAAUCGUUUACAGGAGUUAUCAAAGAUCACAUACAAAGACGAUUUAAAUUCAUAUCUGGCGCGCAACAAGUUGUCAGACAUCACAGAAUUCAAGCCGCCACCCGAGCUCGAGAAACAAUUAAAUACCCUCACUCUGGCCAAUGGGUUCAGCGCUAUGAACGGGAACAAGACGCCCGAGUUAGGUGUAGACGCACUAUCCAACAAUUCCACGGACACGUUCAACUCCAGCAACGACAACAAUUUAUUGCUGGCAACACCUCCGCCCCAACACAACGGGAAACACAACUUCGGCACCGGUAAACUGAUUGGCGAUUUGUUGACAAGCAAGAACCCCUCUGUAGGAACCAAGCUCGAAGGAUUGAUCCUCAACUCUGAUUCGGACAGUGACUUCGACCCCCGCGCGUGUGAGGAGCCGCCCGCGCCGGCGCCGCACCACGCCGCCACGCCGCCGCUCCUGGCACCCCCUCCCAAGACGUCGAAGCGACAACCGACAGCCGUCCCCCCUCCGCAACCGACCCUCAACGGCAGUGACCUGUUCGGCUCCACGCCCUUCGCCGUCCAACAGCAACCCCCGCCGCCCGCCCCCACGACACAACCCUUCCCGACGUCCACCCCCAACAAACCGAAUUACGAUAUCUCCGAUUUCAAUCUCCACACUUCAGUCUUCAACACGAACACGUCGUUCACUAACGGUCUCAGCGGCUACGACCCGUUCGAUACGCAGAAGAGUGGAAAUAUCUUCGGGAAUGGAUUCAAUAAUACCUUCAACGGAUUCGGGAACCUCAGCGAGAAGCAAUCUGUGGAACUCAACAGCAGUUUCAACGGGUUUUUAGAUAAAACUAUUUCGGAAAUGAAGGACGGCUUCAGCCGAGGGAUCACAUUUGGAAACGAUGAUUUUUCAAUAGACAACCUUGAUCCCUUGAAGAAAAAUUAA